UAAUAAGGGAAAUCGGAAGGUAAAAUGUGAGGCAGAAAGCUGUAAAAAAUUCCCACGCUAAGAUAACUGUUAAACAAACUCUCAAUUACACGAAGCAGAAAACAACUUCUUCUAUUCGAUCCAGAUUUGCAUUAAAAUAAGGAGCAACAACAAAAAAAGGAAUUUCUUACAUACGAAAUUUCGCUGAAACAAAAACCCUAGAUUUCUGCUCAGAUCUUACGAAGGAAGUGCAGGUCCGGUUAAUUUCAUUUUUAAGUGGGAGUGUGUCAAUAGGAGUGAAUUAGAUUGAUUUUAAGGCUGCUUUGAAGGCUUUCUCUUGGUUUAUUGGAACUAUAAAUUUUGGAGUUCCGCGUAUUUCAGAGUGGGUUGAAUCUGCUAUAUUUACUUUUGUCUUGGAGGUCUUUGUAUAGUUUGCCGGCGUACUUGUUUGGAAUUUGAAGUCGUGGAAAGAUCUGCAGUGGUUUUGAAUGAGAGGAUAUUUUGAGGGAGGGAGAUGAAAGAGAAACCUGUACUUUCUGGGGGACAAUGACUGGAGGGUCAUUGGGUCUACGUACAGCGAGCUAUGGAUCAUUGCAGCAACAGCUGCAGAAUGGUGCUUUCUUGCCAAUUCAUGCAACGCCGCUUAUCGUGCGCAAGAACUCGAAGACGCUCCUGUCUAGUUAUAGAGAGAAGGAAAGGUUUCUAUCUCGGAUCUGCAAGUUCGCCAGUCGUAGGAGAAUUGGAAUGCUGUUAGUUGUUGUUGUAUCUGUUCUGGUUUUCAUGUCUGUUUUAUCUACAAUGUGCAAAGAUGACGAUGCAACUACUGAUUCUGAGUCUCAGCAUAUGUCUUCAAUACCUGUACAAAACAUUAUUCCAGAGCGUAUUCUGAUUAAUGGAGAACCGAGUCAUAAUAAGAUUGAUAAAAAUCGAGAUAAGGAGAAUUAUUAUGUUUCACCAAAUAAUGUUUCAAUUAGUGGAGAAAAUAAACUUCCUCUUCCAGUACUAAGGACAAAAUUUCCUGUAGAGCAUCCAUGUGAUAAAUUUGUACUCCCAUCUCCUCCUCCAAGAGACAGGAAACGGACUGGUCCACGGCCAUGCCCAGUGUGUUACCUCCCUGUUGAUCAGGCAAUAGCUCGUAUGCCAGUCGCUCCCUCAGAAUCUCCUGUACUGAGGAAUUUAACUUAUGUGUACGAGGAAAGUCCGGUUAGAACUGAGCCAUUUGGAGGGUCUGAUUUUGGUGGGUAUCCAUCUUUAAUGCAAAGGAAUGAUUCAUUUGAUAUACAAGAGUCGAUGAACGUGCACUGUGGGUUUGUUAAUGGAAGUAAACCGGGUCGUCAAACUGGAUUUGACCUCCAGGAUGCUGAUCUUAUUGAGAUGGAGCAGUGCUACGGGGUCGUUGUUGCAUCUGCCAUAUUUGGAAACUAUGAUAUAAUACAGCAGCCAAAAAAUAUUAGUGAAGCUGCAAAGAAAAGUGUUUGCUUCUAUAUGUUUGUGGAUGAAGAGACAGAAGCAAGUAUAAGAAAUACCACUACCCUUGGUGAUGGAAUGAAGGUUGGGUUAUGGAGACUUAUUCUUGUCCGUAACCUGCCUUAUGCUGAUGCGAGGCGCAAUGGAAAGGUUCCAAAGCUUUUGCUGCACAGGAUUUUCCCCAAUUCCAGGUUCUCCUUAUGGGUGGAUGGAAAGCUUGAACUUGUCGUAGAUCCUUACCAGAUUCUUGAGAGAUUCUUGUGGAGGAAGAAUGCCACUUUUGCCAUCUCCCGGCACUAUAAACGUUUUGAUGUGAUUGAGGAAGCAGAGGCUAAUAAAGCUGCUGGGAAGUACGAAAAUGCUUCCAUUGAUUUUCAGAUUGAUUUUUACAAGGGAGAAGGUUUGACUCCUUAUACUGAAGCCAAGCUUCCAAUCACCAGCGAUGUUCCUGAAGGAUGUGUUAUCAUUAGAGAGCACAUUCCAGUUACCAACCUCUUUACGUGUCUCUGGUUCAACGAAGUGGACCGUUUUACUUCCAGAGAUCAGCUCAGCUUUUCCACAGUAAGGGACAAGAUAAUGUCUAAAGUUAAUUGGGGGAUUGACAUGUUUUUAGACUGUGAAAGGCGCAACUUUGUGGUUCAGACUUAUCAUAGAGAUGUGUUGGAACACAUGCCUCCUCCAAUUGUAGCGGUUAAAAGGCCAUCAGUUUCGACGAAUGAACCUCGAGGAAAAUCUUCCCAUGUCACUAUUGCAGAUAGGUUUGUAAAAUCUCCAACAAAAAGAAACCCACCUAAGCGUGGUAGAGAAAGACGAUCAGGUUCAAGGCGCCAUCGAAAAGUUUCUGUUGGCAGUAGAGAUAACAAUUCAAUUUAAAUAUAUUUACUAAUUCUUUUUCCACUUUGAAGUAUUUCAAUACUAUUCAUUACAGGAAGGGACACGAUUAAGCUGAUUAGCAAAGUAGAUCCGCUCUUAAAAAAAGAGAAGAACUUUUCUGAUUUUUGUCUGGAAUUGUUGAUAUACAUCUACUAUAUUCUUUCGUUUCGGUUGUAAAUAUUUCAGUUCCAAAUAACGUAUCAAAUAAUUUUCUCUCCAUUUUGGUAACAUUGUCUGCUAGGAGAUGAAAGUUGUUUCUGUAUCUCGUUCGGGUAUUCAGGUUAUGAAUGCAGGCCUUAUAUAUACCUUAAA
This is a messenger RNA of Papaver somniferum (opium poppy), 2631 nucleotides long. RefSeq lists its product as uncharacterized. NCBI's taxonomy places the organism in Eukaryota, Viridiplantae, Streptophyta, Magnoliopsida, Ranunculales, Papaveraceae. The transcript has 10 exons. The record is from RefSeq and is a predicted model, not a curated record. Bases 526 to 2319 code for a protein of 597 amino acids.